Molecule: messenger RNA, 2854 nt
Organism: Diabrotica balteata
Lineage: Eukaryota; Metazoa; Arthropoda; Insecta; Coleoptera; Chrysomelidae
Source: the annotation of a GenBank genome assembly
AUCAAAGACACCGACCUUGGUAGAUUGAUAUUAUUUCAUUUACCGCGAAUAUUCCAACUAAACAAGUAACCAUCAUCUCAAUCAAUACCAUUCAAUAAAAUCGUUAAUCGCCCACCGGAAAUAACCCAUUCUUUCCUUUCAUUCCUUUCUUCUCGAUGGCUUGAAUAACCCUACGUAAGUACGAACUAGGUUGGCCGCUAAUUCCCGCAUAGCAUCGCCAGCCAUUAGAUUUGAUUUGACUAAUCUAGCCCAUUUUGUAGUCGCGUAAGCAGCACACGCUUUAAGUGCCUUUGGUCUUUAAAACAACAAAUCGACGGAGGUGGUCAGAGUGUAGAAAAUGUAUGGUGCAGUUGUUUCCGUUGUCGUGGUUUUUGUUGUCGUUUUGACAGAGUGUUACUAUUUCGAAGAUAACACCAGGCCGAGGUAUUUGACAGCUGCAGUGGGUGAUUCGGUGGUGUUUAAUUGUGAGAUAGAUUUUCCGCAGAGUUUUCCGAUACCCUACAGGCUGUAUUGGAAGAGGAAGGGGAAAGUGAUAUACUCCUGGCAAGAUGGCCAAGUCACCGAAGCAGACGAGUAUGUUGGAAGAAUAGCCUUAGUCACCAAAACCCCUCACCGCACGUACGGAAUGGGUUCUAUCAAUCUCACGUCUGUCAGGGAAUCAGAUGCUGGAUGGUUCGAGUGCAGAACCCUAUUUCCUAACCGGACGCCAGCGUGGAGGAACAACGGGACGUGGUUCCACCUCACAGUCAGUGGUGGAAAUCUUCUGGCAAUUCCUCCUCUCAACAAGACUGUUUUGGAAGGCGAAGAAGUCGAGUUUACUUGCCUGACCAAAGACUUCGAGAUACGAGUCAAAUGGUUUAAAGAUGGAAUCUCACUGACGGAGUACCAUGAUUUAAUCAAUAGGUCUUGGGUGACCAAAGACAACUCUCUAAUGAUCCGUCCAACAGAUUCAGGAGACACCGGCGAAUACGAAUGCGAGGCGUCCAACGCCGAAGGAGAGAGGCAGACUGCUAGGGCGUACCUUAAUGUACAGUAUAAAGCCAAAGUAGUAUACGCCCCUCCAGAAAUUCACCUACCAUUUGGACGCCCCGCCCUGCUCGACUGCCACUAUAGAGCAAAUCCACCCCUCACCAACCUCAGGUGGGACAAAGAUGGGUUUCUGUUCGACCCCUACAAUAUCCAAGGUGUGUUUUACAGGAGAAAUGGAAGUUUGUAUAUCAACAAAGUUGACGAAUCCCAUAAUGGAAUCUACACUUGCACCCCUUAUAAUGACUUAGGUUCUGCCGGAGCGUCCACAAAUAUGCACGUUAUAGUCCAGAAGCCGCCAAUUUUUGUCAAGACUCCUCAUAACUUGUAUUUACGGAAGCUGGGAGAGAGUGUAGAGAUGACUUGUGAUGCUACUGAUGGGGAAGAUGGACAUAAGCCACUUAUUGUGUGGUAUAAGAAAGAUGGUACGACUAUGCCGGUAGGCCGCUACUUUAUCAAAGAAGGAAAUUUAACCAUAGUGGAGAUCCAAACACAAGACAGAGGAAUAUACCAAUGCUCUGCUACCAACAAGGCGGCUACGAUAUCGGUGGAAACGGAACUGCUAGUGGAGAAUGUCCCUUCUAGUGCUCCUUAUAACGUUUCCGCUACCUCAUCUGCUAAUUCAGUACAUAUAACGUGGCUUAUUAGUAGGCAUAGAACUAAUGUAGACUUCAGCGUUUGGUACAAAACCAGAGAAAGUACCGAGUGGAAAACUUAUGCAGUACCUAGCACGAAGAGUAUGGAAGCAACUAUCACCAACUUAAAUCCAGGAACAGCUUACGAAAUGAUGGUCCUCUGCAAAGAUGACAACGGUGAUGGUUUUUUCAGCAAAUCCAUAUUAGUAUGGACGAAAGACUUAGAGAUUGAGCCAGAAACGAGUCUAAAAUCCAAGUAUCCCCCAGUGGGAUUCCCCCGGAAUGUGACAGUUCAUCCGACUGAUGACGGUCUAUUGGUCAAAUGGUUAAAACCUGAAUAUGGUCUUGAAUUUCUUAAAUGGUAUAUAGUGAGAUGGACUAAAGACAAUGAUGAAUACUUCUUUGGAUCUGGUGAUACUACCAACACAUCAUUUUUGAUAACGAGCCUCGCAGAGGGUACCGAAUACGACAUCCAGGUAGUCGCCCUAUCCAUCGACGACCAACAAUCAGUGAGCGGUAAGGUAAAGGGUACAUUUCCGGGAUUUAAAAGCCUACGGGCAGUAGCCACUGGAAUCAUUGCAGGCUUGGCGUUUCUGGUAGUAGCCUUCAUCGCUGUGUUUUACAUCAAGAAGAAGUGGUUCAGGGCGUAUCCACAAACCUCCGUUAAAACUUAAUCCGUAGUUGAUUGGUGUAGCUUUUGUAAAAUUAGGUUACAUUGUUGAAAAUUGUUCGCCACCGAAAAUAGUUCGAAGAAUUAAUAUAAUACACAGUAAUUAAUGCAAGAACACAAAAAAUAAUUGUGUUCUUACCUUUAUGAAUAUUUUUAAUAUUAUAUGUGGAUAUACUUGCUUCAUUCUCUCACAUUAUUCGCUCCGUGCGUGACCAUGGUAGGGGUACAUUGAAACGACGCCAGCGUGCAUAGCGGCGAAAUAUGACAAAAUUGGAAUAUUGGACAAAAUAUUUUUACGCAUAAAUUUUAUCAAAAAUGUGUGCAAAUACAUGUUGCGUAUUUAAUUGUGCUAAUAAUAGCAAAAACAGUGAGUGUAGUUUUUAUAGGUUCCCAAAGAUUACAUAUAAAUUAGAGAAAAGAAAAAGAUAAAUUCCUGCUAUUAAUAUGAAAAAGUAAAUAUCACAUAAUUUCAUUUUUACGCAAUUGAAAUAGGAAAAAUUUAAAUAAUUUACCUUGAAUGAUA